This is a messenger RNA of Labrus bergylta (ballan wrasse), 2669 nucleotides long. RefSeq names its product mitoguardin 1 (gene miga1). The record is from RefSeq and is a predicted model, not a curated record. Gene Ontology annotation, biological process: mitochondrial fusion. Lineage: Eukaryota; Metazoa; Chordata; Actinopteri; Labriformes; Labridae.
CAGUGUUGAGUCCUUCACUGGGCUGCAGCUGAGGUCAGAGCGAGAGGACCGGGUAUAACACCGGGAACAAAACUCUGUGGAGGACACCAACAAAUGUACCGGUGAUAGCAUUUUAACCUCAACUCCUUACAUGUCCUGCAGAACGGAGAUGGGGAUAAGAGAGUUGCCAAGUCAUGGAUAGAUCGCAACAAUGACACAUGAGACCCUCACAAGCUCCCAGCUGUCUGUCAAGGCUGCUGUCCUGCGCAUGGUCCACCUACCGCUGUCCAUGUACAGCUCUCUGGCACAGGUGAGUAUAAGCACAGGGACCAAGAAGCUGGUGGCAGCUUCUGCCUUCAGCGCAAUCUCGCUCCUCUUCCUCGCACGGCGCUUCCAGAGGAGGAAGGGAAGAAAAAAGGCCCAGUCUCCACAGUGGGAGCAGGCAGGAUUUGAGUUCCUCCCGCCUGCCUCAGCAGGGAACGAUAACACCAGCCAAAACAUCACUCUCUCCCUCAACUCCAAGAAUGGCCUCUCCUCUGGUCUGCUCCUCCCUACAGGAGACUACAGGAAACUGUCCGGGUCUCUACUGAGCCUGGCCUCUGUUAAAAGCAUGAACUCAUCCAGCAGCAGCACCUGCGCUAAUGAAUCCACCUUUUGGGACAGAGCAGGAGAAGCUGAUAUCUGCGGAUUCGUCAACAUACCUGUCACCACGCCUGAAAACCUGUACCUCAUGGGUAUGGAUUUAUUUGAGGAGGCUCUAAGACGGUGGGAGGAAGCGUUGACAUUUAGGAGCAAGCAGGGAGAAGACGAUGCCAGCUGUGUUUCUGUCAAAACAGGAGCUGGAGACGCCAUUGCUGAGCAGGGCAUGGAGGACGUCAUCAGUACAGAGUUCAUCCACAGGCUGAAGUCUCUGCUGCAGCGGGCCUACAGCCUUCAGGAGGAGUUUGAGGGAGUGUUGUGCACGUCAGAGCCUUCUUCCCACAGCAACAGCCAGGACAGAAUGGUGGACAUUUUGGCCAGAGAGGAGUUGGAUGACGCCUGUUUGAAAGACAGCAUGAGCAUCGCCUCCACUGACUCAUUUGUGUCUGCUGCUGAGCUGUCGGAGCACAGAGACCUGAGGAAUGUCCUCGCUCUCGGUCAUCAUCCUUUCUACGACGAGGCGCUGCAGAUGGCUGAGGAUGGAAAGAUCUCCUGCAGGGUUCUGCGGACUGAGCUGCUCGAGUGUGUUGGAGAUUUAGAUUUUCUGGCCAAGUUGCACUGUGUGCGGCAGGCAAGUCAGCUCAUUUCAUGUGAGAGAAAGACCAGGAUGUUUCUGGCAGACACUGGAAAGAAAAUCCUGUCCUCCAUUAUUGUAAAAGCACAGAAGAGCCCACAGAGAUUCGAGGAUGUGUUUGAGGAGAUGAUUGCCUUCCUGGAGCACACGGAGCACUGGGAAAACACAGAGGUGGAACUGGCCACACGAGGGGUGAAGCACUUGAACUUCUAUGACAUAGUCCUGGACUUCAUCCUGAUGGACUCGUUUGAGGACCUGGAGAAUCCACCCAUCUCCAUCCAGAACGUGAUCAACAACCGCUGGCUCAACAGCUCCUUCAAGGAAACGGCUGUGGCAUCAAGUUGUUGGUCAGUGAUGAAGCAGAAGAGACAGCACAUGAAGGUGCCUGAUGGCUUCAUCGCUCAUUUCUACGCUGUGUGUGAACAGAUCAGUCCCGUCCUGGCCUGGGGCUUCCUGGGGCCAAAGAGCUCCCUGCACGACCUCUGCUGCUUCUUCAAGGAUCAGGUGCUGUGCUUCCUAAAGGACAUUUUCGAUGUGGAUAAAGUGCGUUACACCUCCGUGGAGACUCUAGCAGAGGACAUGCUCCACCUGCUGCACCGGCGCUCUGAGCUGCUGCUGGCCUACCUGGGCGCCGACUCCCUACGGCACAUCAACGGCUGUAGUUCAACACAGGUGCAGCUGGUACCUAACAGUGCGCUGCUGGAGGCAAAGGUUCAGUGAGAAACCGACCCGAACACUGCAUACAUGGAUCUUAUUUUGUAGGUGGAGUUCUCAACAAUUGUUGAAGCAAAGAUCAGAGUUGACUUAUCCACCCACUUAACUGGAAAUGAUAAACUGUCACAUAAAACAUUAUUUCUCCAAGGUCUGAAUUCCACUUCACACAUCUCCCAUCAUGCUUUGUGCUCUAACAAGGAUCUAUGUAAAACUGUACCAGCUGUCUGCCUUCACAUUUGAUCAUCCUGUCACUCACUGUGCCAUCGCAGCGCAAGCUAAAUAUCUUAGCAAUAACAUGUGUAAUUCAACUCUGUGUUAGAUGUUACACGGUGUAAAGUGAAGGCAUAUUUCUUGCUGCUAAAAUGUGUGAACAGAAAGAUGGUAUUUUAUAUUAUUUAUUUUUGCUAUAGAGCUAAAUGACACGUUUUAUUUUAGAAGCUGUAGUUUUAUUUGUACGCAUCAGUGAAUUUGUGAUCAGCUUCAAACAUGCAGUAUUAAAAAAAACACAAUGUUGUAUUAUAGAAUUUAUCAGAUGAAAUUUAUUGUCUGUAUUUUCACUUACUGCUCCGCAUCAGCAAUGCAAAACCAUAAAAUGUACUACUGUGUUUUUGUAACAAGCAAACGUGAUGUAAAAUGUGCUGUGUCAGAAAUGGGUAAUUAUAUUGAAGAUGAAUAAAAGGGAAAGUCGUUAUUUUGGAAUUUA